Porites lobata is the source of this 32066-nucleotide messenger RNA. Lineage: Eukaryota; Metazoa; Cnidaria; Anthozoa; Scleractinia; Poritidae. The record is from the annotation of a GenBank genome assembly.
AUGGUCAAUGCAACUUCCAAAGAGGUAGUUUCUGUUAAUAAUGCGAGUCCUGCCGAUGAACCGACAGUGCUAUGUAUUGUGAAGGAUGAGACGACAGCGAACUGGAAACACUGCACUCACACGGUUAAUUUGCCAGCUUCCACACCAGUACACGAACUUUAUUCUCAUGUAGCUAAGCAAGUUAACUAUGAAGAGGACUCUUUUCUCCUAGUGUGGUGUAAUACGGCCGGAGGAGGAAGCAGCGAGGAUGAAGUUGUUCUCAAGGCGGAAAAGAACAAAUCAUUGCAAGAAGUUGGUUUGGCAUCGAAUGGAAAAAAGAACAAUUUCUUACUAAAAGAUAAAGAUGGAGUGCAACCAAGGAAAAGCAAGGUUGGUGAAUUAGCAGCCGUUUACUACGCGUUGCCAAACAAAAACAUCUUAUCAAUCGAUGUUAAUUAUAUUGAUUUCUUCAGAGGGAGGCUUUGAUUUCUCGAACUAUCAGUUUAGUUAGACUCACCGUAUAUUAUUUCUAUUUUAAGCUUAGUACAACAACUUAAGCUUUUUAGUCUAUAUCCUUUAAUAGUUUAAGACCUUCAAAUCUACAUAGUAACGACAAUGUGUCAAAUUUUCCUGGAAAUCAUAAAAAGAGUUUCUGAAAGACUUCUAAAUUAUUGGAGAAUAAAUAAUGUUAAGCACGGUUCAUUCCAUUGAGCCUUAAAUAGUUAAAAAUUUGUUGGAACUAAGACUUCUAUUAUUUAACUGUCAGGUGCCAACAAAAGAUUUCAUUAGCAAAUGAUACUUUGGGGUUAAAACUUUAAAACCGUAUCUUAAUCCUAGCUUAGUGGUAAAGUUUUCAUUCAGUUUUAACGUCAAGUAAUAUUUCUGCUCUCUUCAUGGGAAAUUGACAUGCACAUUGUGUGUAGUAGAGACUAUGCCGGCAGACACCAGCAGACAGAACAAAACUGAUCAAAUGAUAGAACCUGCCAAAUUAAAGCAAAUUUUCCAGUUUUGUGUAAUUUAUAUCUCAAGAGAGCCUUUUUUGAGAACAUUCUCUUAGAUUGUCUCUGUUUUGUGUUGUCUUGGGUUUUUCUUGUUUUCAGUAAUGGUAAGUUUUCAUUAGUAGUAGAUGAAUUUGUCAAUAAACUAUUGUGUAGCAUACAGUUUUCCAGCCAGGAAAUCAUAGCUACUAUAUAAACACUUGUGUGUUGAGCCCGAUUUUCCCUGAUACAGUCUGUCUUACUGUUACUGUCAUAUGUAAGAGAAAUUAAUAAUGGAAGAGACAUGAAAUCUUUCAGAUCCAUGCUGAUGGCUUUUCAGUUUCUAAGGACCAGUUGUAAUGUGAUAACCAUACAUUCCACUAGCUUUUGUAGGGGGUGGAUGGAUCUAUAAAAUUCGGAAAAAGAUUGGGGAGGGGUCCAGGACACUUGCCAGCAAUAUAGACACUAUUUAAUAUACUGAGAAUUCCUUUACAAUACUAUAAAAUUUCACAGAUAAAUAGGGUGUCGUCUGCUGGGACCACCCCUUAAUCCACCCACGACACUAUCAGUCUUUUACCAAGCUUUGAUACUCUAACCCACCCAACCUGUGAUUGCUGCGGAGCGACGGAAGGGAGCGAGCAGCAACAUAAUCAGGAUUUAAAGGAAAUAUAUAAGGGGCAACAAAUUCUCAAAUUCAUCACUUUUUACCACAAUGCAUUGCAUUUAACCACACUUUUUACCACAAUGCAUUGCAUUUAACCAGAGUGCAUUGCGCCACGAACAACUCAAAUAAAAACAUGGGGAAGUUCGGUGGGUGAGAGAGUGCAUCGUUCGCUGCUCAGACUUAGAGUUUUCUUUGUGGUAAAUUUUCUACAGCACGGUUAGAGGUCUUACCAAAUUUUAAGACAUGUGGGAGUCUUUCAUAUGAGUAUGAUGGUUGACUUGGGGAUUGGAUUUCAAUUCAAGAGCCUUUUUUGACUCAUCCAGGUGUUAAACGUGAUGAGAAGAUGAGCAUUUGCUCUUCGACUCUGCAACACGGGGGAUAUACAAAUUCCAGCUUGCUAGAAGGUGAUGUGAAAGUGAGAAAAUCUCAUGCAAUGCUAUUCUUAAGAAACUGUAUGAGCCGAAAAUGGAUGUGAUUUUGACCAUUCGCUUCAAAAUAACAGCGGAAAUCGAGAUAACAAAACAUAUGUUUUGUGUCCUACUUUACAGACGAGGACGUGUAUCGGCGUUUUGAAAAGCAUAAUUAUGUUCUUUCAUUCAUUUAUUGCCAUGGAAUAUGCGUUUACAUUGUUUUUUCACUGUUAGUAGCGCAGUUAAUGCGGCUGGCGAUCAUCUUGCCGGCGGAAGUUUCAUGGAAAAGGAAUAAAAUGAAAGACUUUUCCUACAGACUACGGAACCAGUCUCUGUGGUGUAGUGGUUAGGUGUAGUCGCGUCAAGUCGAAGGUGCCGGGUUCGAGUGCUACUGAGUUAUUUAUUCCUUCUUUCUUUUUUUUCCGUUUUUUGUGUUGUUGUUUUCUAUAAAUAUAUAGGUAAAUCACUGUUACUUAAUAAAAUGCAACAAACAGCAAGAAAAGUAGUGUGUUUCCAGAGAAAAUAUCGUGCACUGUAUAUUAAAUAUAUGGAUAAACGAUCUGAAUUUCUAUUAUUUCCUACAAUUUACUGUGGGAAAACCAGAGUUGAUAACCACUUGAUCAUUUUCUAAACAGCGUUCCCACGAGUUCUUUCUAUAGACUGAUAGUAAUUUUUCUAGUACUUUCCAACAUGUAAAUAGGACAUUCAAUGUCAUUUUUGAUUCUCUUAAGUCUCACUGCCUCACUAAUGCCAGUAUCAACAGAAUGUGCCGCAGCAUUACUAUCUUUUAGAUACCCUAGUAUAUAUAUAUAUGUGUGUGUGAUUUGUGAAUUGAUAUUAGUGUUAGAAGUAGACUGCACCACUAGGAAGAUGCCCCUUAUGGGAAUUUUUUUUUAAUAGUAUAUUUGUGGGUUAGUUCAUGUCCCCUUUAAAUUAACAAAAAAAGAAAGAUAGAGGAGAUAACACCUAUAACUUAAUGUCAGUGUCUGAUGAUGCAAUCACUAGACCUGAGAAAAAGUCUUUUAUAGUCAGUAUGAUCUUACUAGUGUUUUAAACAGGCUACAGUAAAAACCCGCAACUAAGAACCUAAAAAUUAAGAACCUGUUAGCCUAAAAUUGGUCAUUUAUACCCCCUAUAAACAAGAAGCUAUUUAGCCUUAGAAAUUUAAAACAGGUUCUUAUUUCUAAAAUCAUACUAGUACAUUACAGCUGUAUUGCAAGAAUCAUAUUUGAAGCAAAAAAAGCAGAUUGCCAUUGUUGUAAAAAUGUUUUUUAAGGAAAAAUGAGUGCAAGAUAGGUAGACUUACAAAGCAUACUAAGCAAUAUGUAGCCUCAGCACACCAUUAUGCAUUGUUUUUUUCUCCAGGAUUAAGAACCCAUUUUAAGAACCUAAAUAGCCUAAAAUUCUGUUAACUACCAUUUAUAUAAGAACCAGUUUAGGCUAACUCCUAAAAAUGUAGGUUCUUAGUUGCAGGUUUUUACUGUAUGUCACAUUGUUUUCUAUCUUUUUAAAAGCUAAAUACAUGUAAACACAUCUUUACAUCAUUUGAAUAGUAUUCUAAAAAUAGUGCUCCAGUUUAUUGUUAAGGACAAUAUUUAAAGGCAUUAAACUGUUUCCUGUCAUCUGUUUCCACAGAUGGUAAGGAUGGAUAUAGAUUGAAACUUGAAAGAAUUAGGCUGAUUUUCUUAAAUGUUAAUGUUGUACUUUCAAAAUUCAACAAAAACUUAUCAUGGUUACCUGAUUAGAUAUUUUUGCGACAUCUUUUCCUGAAAUCUACAGGAGCAUGUUGGGUAUUAGUAAAGAUACUAAGUAAUGAUUGUAGAGCAGAAUUGACCUAAAACAGCUAUUGUAACAUAGACCCACUAAAGACCCUUGUUAGCGGUUGGGCUUAGCUUUAAACUCAGACUCUCCACUAAGCAAACCUGCGUUCCACCAACAGAUUCAGCAUAAAUACAUGUGCAUGUACCUCCCAACUCAAGAUACCAGUGAAUUCUAACAUGGAGUAUUGUUUCUCAAAAUAAGCUGUCGUUAUGAGACAAUUGGGAGCUUAAGCAACUACGACAACGACAACAACGAUGACUUCAAAAAAACAAUAGGUUUAAUGAUUAAAACAACAGCUGUGCACGUGCGUCAAGCUUUUUAGUACAUUUCUUUGACGUCCACUGCAUGACUACAACGUGAAACCUCCUAAUUUGACGAUUUAUGGAGGAUGUGGACAUACAAUGCCGAAUAUCAUUUUCUUUCAUCUUUUUGAACCUGAAUAAAAUUCUUAAGAAUUUAACUCCCGGAAAAGUCGCCUGUAUUUGACAUAUUAAGCAGGUCCAAAUAGAUGCGAUUAAGUUUGAAAGAACGCAAAUUCAUCUUUUUACUGGCGUUUUCACUGCCGUCAUUGUCGUCCUUGCUUAAGGUCCCUAAUGGUUCUGUGAAAUCAACCUCAACUCCACCUUAAUAACAUGUAUUUCUCUUUGUUGACUUUCAGGAAAGCACAGAGGAUAUACUUGCUGACAGUGUCAGCAACUUGUUCCAGAGUAGUUCAAACCCCUCAUACUCAUCAUAUUCCUCAAGUGACAGCUAUACAUCAACAAAGUCUGAAACAGGUUUGUAUAAUUCUGCGAUUGAACUUUGCAUUUGUUUGACUGGAAAGCAUUUAAUGUUGCUCCUCCUUCUGUACACCGUCUAAACAGGUAAAAGCAACUUAUACAUGUAUCAAGAGUGUCUGAUUUUUUUAUCUGCUCUCCAUUGUAGGGUUUGUUGGUCUUGUCAACCAGGCAAUGACAUGCUAUCUUAACAGUCUUCUUCAGACACUUUUCAUGACUCCAGAGUUCAGGAAUGCAAUAUACAGGUUGGUUCUUUUCUGCAAAACAGUGUUGAGAGUAUUCAAGCCCGGGACCAUCAACAAAUGUAAAUGAGUGAGUAAGACUCACAGUGCUGCUUUUAAGCACUUAGCAUGUUGCUGGUGCCUAUUUGUAAAUCUGGGUGAAGAAAGAUAAAAUGAAAUAAUGUUUCUUGUUUAAGGAAGCAACAUAAUACAUAUAAGUACAAGGUUUAAACUCCCAACCUACAGAGCGUAAGUUUGACCUGCCAACUGCUCAGCCACCAAGGCACAUUUUUCACUUUUAUUUUUCAAUUUUAUAUAUUUUUCCAAUACAUUUUUCUCGUUUGCUGUUCAUGUUUACCAUUAGUUUUAAGGAUAUAACUUUGGUGUUUUAGGCUGAGUAAACUAAGAUUAUUUUGUUUGGCUCCCCAUUCUUAUAAUAUUCAAAACAAUAUUGCAAACACAAUAACUGAAUAAACCACAUUAAUUUCAACAACAUAGGAAAUUUGUGUAAAUAGUAGGAACAAGUACACAGAAUAUAAGUGACUCAAAUUAAAGACACAAAAAUGAUAACAAAGAAAAGUUAAAGUAAGAAAUUAGGGGAACAUCGCAUGAGUCUAUAAUAAUUGUUGUGGGCUCCUCUUGUUGCCAGCAAUCCUAAUCUCCAGGGCUGAGUUGCUCGAAGCAUGGUUAGCUUUAACCAUUGGUUAAGCAGUAUCAAAACCAAUACGUUGUCAAGGUAUUAAACGCUGGUUAACGCUAACCAUGCUUCGAGCAACUGGGCCCAGGUUGUUAUUAUGCAUGCAUCGCAUGUAUGUAGCCAGCAUUUGUUUGGACUUCCACCAAGAAAAGAUGGAAUACACAAAAUGCAAUUUGAUCACAUGCGUUUCCACCUUCUACUCUGCGUAAUCUGAUCCAUGCGUGUUUUGACCACUCUGUUAACUGAAACAUUGGCAGAGCAUAGCGUUGGAGCAAAUGACCGUUUGGACCUGUGAUUGUUGUCGCCCGCACUUCCUAACCUUUGGUUAUUAAUAGUAAUAAUAAUAUUUCUAGACAAGUUAGACAACCUGUGCACCUAAACUAAACUACAUGUAUUACAAUCACAACAUAUCUCUAAUAUUAUACAUAAUUUUUUGCAGGCUACGUCAACUUUAUGCUUGGUUAUUGUAAUAUAAUAAUAAAUUAUUAUUAUUAUUAUACAAUAACCAAGCAUAAAUGACAUCUCAAGAAUGAACUGUUUUUGAGAAUAUUAUUAAGUAUUACUGCAAAAUUAUGCAUAGGUGGGAAUUUAAUGGCAGUGAAGAUGAAGGAGCUAAAAGCAUCCCCUAUCAGCUUCAGAAACUUUUCCUUCAUUUACAGGUAUUUUAACAUUUAACGUUACAAAGCUUGUGACUGUAGUGGGACAUUUGUGCACCUAGUGUGUGCCAGAGGUGUGAGAUUUUACUAGCAUGAGUCCAGAUGAUCCAACAUUGUGCACAGUAGUUCCAGAAAAUGUCCAUAUCUCCCCACAGAAAGGAUUUUUCUUCCCACCCCCUUCUUGAAGUCCCAAAUUUCGAGCCUCAUACUGUAAAUUUCAUUUAGUAAUUAAUUUAUGGUAGUUUGAGAUGGUCCAUGCUGAAGUGUUUGGGAACACCUCUCAUUGUAUAACUAGAAAAUGAAGCUAAAUUGUUGAUACUAUAUUAUGGCCGUAGUUGCUAGUAAAGUUGUACCCAAGGUAGUGUGAAUAAUUGUUGUAGACAUAAAAAAUAUCAUGUGGUUGAUCUGUGAACUAGCUCAAAUGUACAAUCUGUGAUUGCAAAAUAAAAUAUUGCAUAUAUAUUAAAUGUUUCUCUUUCUCAAAAAUAUUUUCAGACAAGUUCUAAGAGGGCUGUGGAGACAACUGAUGUGACGAAAAGCUUUGGAUGGGACAGUAGUGAAGGUAAAGAAUAAUUGACCAUUAUUAUUGUUAUUAUUAUUAUUAUUGUUAUUAUUAUUAUUAUAAUCAUAACUAUAACAAAAUUCUCAAAUCUGAUUGGCUAUCAACUGCCCUGAUUUCAGCCUUAAUUGGACAGUUUUAUAGGACAGUGCGCGUCAUACCUAAGUAAUUGGACAGUACGCGCCAUCACGCGCGCGCUUAAAUGGCUUUUUUUUCACUGCUAGCAAAACAAAAUUUCAAAUUUCUUGUGUUUUGAUUUAAAAAUAGCCUAUUAUAUCACUAAUUUUGUUAAAGUUAUGAUUAAUUGGUAACAGAACUUCGUGUCGUCCAAUUCGGUCUGUAAUCAUACUCGUGAUUAAACAAAUCGGACUCCCGCUACACGGUCAUCCGAUUUUGUUAAUCACUCGUAUGAUUACAGACCGAAUUGGACUCCACUCAGUCCUGUUACCAUUACUUAUUAUUACUAUUAUCAUCAUUAAUAUUAUUAUAAAAAAGCAAGGAAAUAAAACUUGAUCCGUAGGGGGACCAUAGUUACUUGUAUACAUGUACAUCAAUUUUUAGCUUCCAUGAAAUUUAAGCGAGUUUGGAUUUUGUUUUAUGAAUGACAUAUUAAUUUUCUAUAGUGCUGUUUGUCUAUGAGAAUCUUUUGAACAAGGUCUUACACCCUUUCAGUGUUGUAUUCAGCUACAUUAAUGAAUGAAAUGGGUUGAGUUAACUUCCGUGACCACCUAAAAUAAGAAUCACAAUGUGAUUUUAUCUUCAACUUGUAAAAAUACCAAAAAAUGAAACAGUGGCAAAGAAACAUUCUUUGCAUAGUCACACUAUAGGAUUUUAUCAACAGACUCCCAAAGUAUUGUACCUCAUGUUCCCAACUGACUCUUAAUGUUUCAUGGUUAAAUGCAUUGGGGUUUUCAAUAACUUUUUCCAUAAACCACUGCCAAUGUUUGAAUAGGUGGCUAAAAGACACCACAGUAAUCUUAUAAGAUUAGUAAGAUCUUGACACAAACAGCAGAAAGAGGCCCUAUAUAUAGGCAGUGGUAGACCAGGGACCAGUGACUGUCUUUGCUUGAAUCCCCUCUAAGUUGAGAUGUGCUUAUUUUCAGCUUGGCAGCAACAUGAUGUACAAGAGUUGUGUAGAGUCAUGUUUGAUGCAUUGGAAAGCAAGUUCAAAAACACCGAUCAGGUCUGUUGUCCGUAGAACUUGUCCAACUCAUGAUAUGACCUUACAUGUAGUUCAAAGAGUGUUAGGCUGACUCAGCCUACAGCUUAUUACAUCUCUCUCUGAUGUGCUUUUCUUUUCUGUUUACAUGGUUUAAGUUUUGUGUAAAUUGUUUCAAAAUUUGUACAAAAAAUUAUGAUACAUUACAAAUUAAUUAUAGCAAUUAUUAUACAAUGUAGCAGUAUGAGCAGAGGAAAAUUUUUCUUAAGGAUAAUUGGCAAGUAAACUUAAUAACACCCACUUUUGGAAUAAGAAAAAAUCGACAAACCAGGGCUCCGUAUUAGCGGCUGUCAGGUUGUCCAAGACCACCAGGACAUCAUUCAGACAAGUACUACAGCACACAAACUAUUGAGCAGUCAAUCAAAAUGCAUAAAAAGUCCUCAUAUCCCCUGAAUAUAGGACUUCGAAAAAAAUACUAAUCAUGGAUCCCUGAACAAAGAUCACAGUGCCUUUGUUAAAAAAAUUGAUGUAACUGCGAAAAGUCCACAUCUUGCAGUUUAUGAAGUAUUAAUUUGUAUUAUCACGGAUUAAAUUAAACUUUUUGCUUUUCCUCUAGGAUGAUCUUAUUAACAAACUUUAUCAAGGAAAACUCAAAGACUAUGUUAAAUGUCAACAGGUAAGAUUGAUAAAAACUGCCAUUACCACUUUUCCACUCCAAACCAUGUAGAAAAAUAUGUAGAAAAAGCUGCUUAGAGUCAAUUCUUUUUAUGGCCGCCAUACAGCCAAAAUGGAGAAAAGUGUCCAAAACAUUGUUUUACUGACUGAUGUCCUUAAGUACGGAAUACCUUUACAUGUAAAUUCAUUAAACGACGCACAAGGCAAAGUAAAUUUUUUGGACAAGAAAUUGACAGAUUUGUUCUAUUUUAUUUUAUCGUGUUUUAACUGGGUUUUACUCGGCUUUAUUUUUUUAAUGGUAAGUAGAUGUGCCAGGCUGUCACCAAGAUUUCAGGUUGCACACCAGUGUAGGCAAUUAGUAGAUAGGGAAUUAAAUAAACAACUGUGAAGUUCCUUUGGUUUUAUAUUCCUUUUGUUUCUAUGAAAAUAGCCAGGGGUGGCGCUCAUAGUUGCCCGGGGGACAUUCACGGCUUUUGCAGGCCCUUAGUGACAACCCUGGAUGUGGGUAUUGGGGCAAGAUAAUUGUUCAGAUUUUCAGUGAGUUAUGAACACACACAUCUAUGCAUUAACAGUAACCUUCUUUGUCUGACACAAAUCUUAACAAUGAUUAUAUUUAUUUUGCUGAGUAAAAUGAUUAUUUGAAGGCCUGGGGCCUGUUUCUCGAAAGUCCCGGUAACUUUUCAGGCCCAGAAAGCUGCUUUGUGUUUGCCGCGGUUACAUUGAAGUCAAAUUUUCAAUAAUUUUGAAGAAAAUGAAACGAAACUAUCAGUCAACGAAGCAAAAUGGACUGGUUUAUGGGCUAGGGAUGGUGCUACUAUUCAAUUGGUUUGGAUUUUAAAAUUUGCCUUCGGGCCCAAAAAGUUUCCGGGCCUUUCAAGAAACUGGCCCCUGAGCUUUAACUAAAAAUGUAAAAAGCAUAUUAAAGUUUGCUUUUAACAUAAAAUUUGAGGCGUAAUAUUAAUUGGCUCCUUCUAUAUUUUUGAUUGAUUCCCUAGUGUAGUCAUGAAAGUGCACGGACUGACGCAUAUCUAGAUAUUCCACUGGCAAUCAGGCCUUUUGGAUCUAAGCAAGGCUUAGGCAGUGUGGUAAGUCUAGGACUGCCAUUGUGAGUAAUUUUCUGGGACAAGGUUAAGUUUGUAGCUCACUGCUUAUGUUUUAAAUGCUCUGGGAAUUUAUUUAAUAAGUAGUGGUUGUUGAGGAAACAGCCUCUAAGUUUAAACCAGUGACAAGGCAAUAACUUAAAAAUUUUACUAUUUCUGAUGAAGACUAUUUAUUGAAUUCCCAUACAAAUCCUUUAUAUUCACAGCCAUUUUAAGGAUUAUGCAAUGUGAAACCACAUGUAUUAAUGAUGCAGUUUAAUUUUGUAAUUACUUUGUAGUGUGAUACAUUAAGUAAAUUAAGUAAAGUGAUGUCAACAGCUUGUUUUUAAAAUGUUAAAAUUUAAUUCCUCAGGAAACUGCUUUGGAAGAAUUUGUUGUUGCUGAAACCCUGGAAGGUGCAAAUCAGGUGCAAGAUAUCAUACAAUAAAUUAUGCUCCUUGGCUUUUGUGAUUCCCUGUAAAAUUUUAGAGUUUAUGCGUAGUUAACCGUAUAGUAUAAUUAAUACUUAGCUAUUACAACAUAAUUAGAGUGAUUUUUUUUCUGUUUUUCAUAUCUUCAGUAUUUCUGUGAGAAGUGCAACAAAAAGUGUGAUGCCCACAAGGCAAGUACUGAAUUAAUAUUGUUAAUUCUGUUUAAUAUCAUUGGCUUUAACCCUUUUAAGCCCCAAUAUGCACAUACAAAUUCUCCAAACUGAUCUCUAUACAUUUCCAUAAGGAAUAAGUUGAGAGAAUUUGGUAGAAGAUCAAAGCAUUUUCUCUUCUAAGGUGAUUAUUUCAUUAACUCUCACAACCUUUUCUCUUGAUUUGUGUAUUGAUAUUCUUAGGAGAAAAUUGAUGUUUGUCACUUUUGCGACUUAAAGGGUUAACUGUGUACAGUAUACAGUCUCUUGCUAAGACGGACACCUUAGAGAACGGCACUAAGUUUCCCUCUUAGAGAGAUGCCAGUGAAAUAAAUGAAGAAAGGCAUGGACCAACUAUGGGUGCCCAAAUUUCCGAAUGAGGUGUCCAUCUUUAAGAGGUGUUUGUUAAGAGAGAGUCAACUCUACUCAUGACCAUGACUGUUAAAUUAUUGCUUAGAAAUUAACACCACCAUUUUUAAAUCACAGGGUUUAAAGUUCAUCUCUUUCCCUUACCUGCUUACUUUACAACUGAAGAGGUUUGCAUUUGACUACAACACACUUCACAGAGUCAAGCUAAAUGACAGGUCAGUUAAAGGGCUGACUGCAGCAUGGCCUAAUGGAAACAGUGGUUGUUUACCUUUAACAAAACUUUUCCAUAAAAUCCAAUGUGAAAGUGAAUGGAACAUGACGUUUUGGUUUGUUCCAGCGGAACAUUCUUAGGCAUAAUGUAACAGCCUGAACAUCUGAAAAGGUAGUUCUGUUUUUUCUGGGUAGAAUGUUCCAAAGAGAAAUUUGUGUUCCAUUUGUGAAGUCGCAUCUUGAUACCAGUAUCAGGCCUUCACAGUCAUUUUUUGGUAAAGGGAACUGAUUUGUAGAAAUGGUAAACGUGAUUCCGUGACAAAAUUUGCCAGUCUGAAAUUUUGCCUACCAUUUGCCCAAACUGUGAACCAACUGGUUUGUGCAGUAAACAACCUGUGUGUCCUACUCCAAGUAGUCAGUGUCUCUUUUGCUUUGACCACUCGCUGGAUUAAUAAUUUCCUAGUACUUGAGUUUACUUCUUUUGAGUCAUACUGUUAAUAGCAAACUACAGCAUAGUUUACUUUCUGAUUGUGGUAUGCUUCUUUUUUUUAUGACUGAUGUGCCUGUAAACAACUAGCCACAAACAAAACAUAUUUUCUGCUGCAUUACUACCUCAACUACAAACUCUCAGUUAUGUCUCCCAUUACAUAUUUAAAAAAGCUACCCUUAAGAACCCCCUAUUUCUCCAAGACAUGUUGUGACCUAGGUAUUUGAUCACAGUGAAAAUACAUGUGGUGAACAUUGUAAGGGGAUUCCAAAAAGGCUCAUAAUGUCAAGCCCUUGUAAGGAACAAAUUGCAAUUUCAAACUUAAAGUGACUGAAUUUAACAUAUUUAACUGCAAUUGGCGGUGGGAUCGCCUGAAGGCAAACAUUUCAAAAAUGUUUCUAAUUUAUUACCUGCCACUACCCAAACUAUUGUAAUUUUUGUGGUCAAAUUGAAAAUGCAUGUAGUGAACAUUGUACGGGGUUUCCUAAAAGGCUUAUAAUGUCAAGCGCUUGAAGGAAGAAAUUGCAAUUUCAAACUGAAAAUGACUGAAUUUAACAUUUUUAUUGGGAGAAGAAAUAGAUAAAUUUAUAAAUACAUUUUUCUAAUCCUAUCAGUUUAAAAAUAUUAACUUUUUAAACUGACAGGAUUGAUUUCUGUCCCUGUAAUAACAUUUUCUGUGCCUUUCGUUGCGUCAAUAGGAUGACAUUUCCAAAAUACCUCAACUUAAGAAGUUUCAUCAGUGAGGAGAAUGAAGAGGUAUAGAAUCGUUUAUUCUUUAUUCCGGCCCUUAAGAUUUUGUGGUCUAAUGCACAUGCAAACAUGAUGUUAUUUGCCACUUUAGAAAUGAAGAGGGCACCUGGGCCAAGUGAAAUUUGCAAAGACUUCUGGGACUGUUACUGGUGCAGGGGCGGAUCCAGAGGGAGGGUGCAGGCGGUGCACCCCGAGAUGACCUGCGGUUUUCUAAUACAACUGGUAUUCUGGAAAAAAACUAUGUGGUUUAUUGGUGUUGAAGUAGAGCAAGAGACGAGUGCACCCCCUCCUGAAAAAAAUCCUGGAUCCGCCCCUGUGGCGACAGGGAAAAAAACUGGCCAAUAGCUGACUGGCGCAUCCCCAGAAAUGAUCCCAGAAGUCUUUACAAAAGCUAACUCAGUCCAGUUUCCUUCUCUUAACCCUUCAAGUCCCAAGAUGGACCAACAUUAAUUUCCUCCCAACAAUAUUUAUGGACAAUCAAGAAGAAGCUUAUGAGAAUUAAUAAAAUGAUCACCAAAGAGAAAGUGCUGUGAUCUUUUGUCAAAUUCUUUCAACUCAUUCUUAAAGGAAAUGUAUGGAGAUCAGUCUGGAGAAUUUGUAUGUGGAUAUUGAGGCUUAAAGGGUUAAUACAGUGGUAAAUAGUGGCUAUAGAGCAGCCCACUACAUCCACUGCAUUAUCAAUGAUUAGCUCCACCGCCUCCCAGACAAACCAAGCUUAUAUUAAACUUUCAUACCCAUCAUUAUGAACACCAGAGAUGCAAAAAUACUUAAAUAGUUUUUAUUCGUAUUUUUUUGUUUGAGUAAGAAUGGUGCAGACGAAGAUACCAGCCUGAAGGGGGAUUCCCCCAGCAGUACAGAGACAGACAGUGGGGUGAGUGAAGGUUGCUCUGAUAAUGGCAUGUCCACUGAAGAAGAAGAUGUUGACAAUGCAAGUGGAGGAAUUGACUCAGCGGAUGGGACUUCAGAAACGACAGAAGUGGAACUAACUGAAGACUUGCUUAACAGUGGUCUGGCUCACACUAUGAAGGUUUGUAUUUUGAUUCUGAUCCAUUAAUUGCUGUUACAGCAAAUGGCACUUUUCAACAACAACUAACCAUUUAUUUUCCAAUUUAAGAAAGUUCGCAAGGAUGUAAUAAGUAAACUAGAUCAGGCAAAUGUAUAGAGACCAGUUUGGAGAAUUUGUAUGUGAAUAUGGAGGCUUAAAGGGUUAAGAAACUUGCAGGCUUCUGCCUUCAUCUCAGAAGCUUCUGAAGGAGUUGAAAUGAAUUGUAAGUUCGAUGUCCUCUGUAGAUGGACUGGAGGUCAUGGUUCUGCCCCUUUUGUGGCUGUAGCUUAGCAGAGUAUUCUGAGGCCCCAGAUCUGUCAGAAUUAAUUCUGAAGUGAAAAUUCAAGUGCUAGAAAUAUUCCAUAAGUCCUGUCAAGCAUUAUCCUUAGUGAAGGCCGCAAUUAGAUGAGGCAAAAGAAUACAUCCCUCACUUUGUGGGAAUCAAAUUCCUGGCCUCCGAAUAAGAUCUACUGUUGCUCUGCCAACAGUGUCAGGCAGGAGGAAUUAAUAUUUGUGAGUGGGAUUGAGAUGGUGAUAGAUGUCUUUCCAGUAUUAUAAUCAUGGUCUUUAAGUCUUGUCACAUUGUUGGUUUUUCUUUUCCAGCAUUGGUCACAAUAAAAAAAUGUUGGUUUUUUCUAGUCCUGCACCGGUAUCACAGAGUUGAGGGUUUGAAUCCCAGCAAGCAUGAAUUUUCAGGCUUUCUUUGCACAAGUUCAUAAUUUGCAUCUUUUUCUGUGAUGAUCUCCUUUAUACUUAUUUCUUCAUUCCAUGAUUCUAUUAAUACCUUAUUAUGGGAAAUUAACGAUGCACUUUAUUAACGCGAUUUUAAAAAAAUCAUGUUAAUUUAACACAUCUUAAUUUACGUCGAUGUUAAUUUAAAUCACACUGUUUUAGAUCAUUGUUUUACAGCACCUUUAUUUCAAUAACAAAACCUCAUCUGCUCAUAGUUCUCUAUCAACGCCUCGGAGUCACUGACAGUUCUUCUUUAAGAUUAUUGAGUUCAAAAUGUCUUUCGACUGGUCUUCGUAUUGAUCUGUUUCUCCCAGGGGAUACCUAACUUCUUCAGUCUUUCUUCUUGAAAUGUCCAUUUACAUUUAUGUUUUUUCCUUUAGAUAUAUGUACGUUGAGAAGUUUGUAUUACAGCAAAUUUGCGUAAAAUAAAGUUUGGCGCACAUUGUAUUUGAAAAUUCCUCGUUAAUUUGAUGUAUGUACACGUAACUGUUGGAAAAUUUGCAUUAAUUUUGUGUAACAUAAAUUUUCUUCACUUUGUCUAUGUGCAUCGUUAAUUUUCUAUAAUAAGGUAUAUGAAAUUCAAGUAUUCAUCAGUAGUCAUUCCUCUCAAUUAAAGUUGCACAGUGCCAUUGUUGUACCUUUAAACUUUUGAAUUUUGACUUAUCAGGGUCCCUACUGGUAUGAAUUGUUCUCUAUUAUGAUCCACUCUGGGAGUGCCACAGGAGGACACUACUAUGCUUAUAUCAAGUAAGACUUACAAAUUAUUGUUUCAUAAACUAAACAGCAAUUUACAAAAUAAAGGGGACCUAGACUAAUCUAACUCCCCUUUCUUGAAAAAUAAAAAAGAACAGCAGCCUAUCUUAGCCUACAAGUAGGGUUUUUGUGCCCUUUGGAAUAUUAAUUUAGUCUAAUUAUUAUUUUUGUAUGUAAAGUCACAGCAUUUCGGCAUCCUCAUUGUUACCCUCAGAAUUGAUUUCAUGUAGAUUUGGGUUUAUUUUUCUAUUCAUACAUGUAGGUCCUUUACAAAUGGGCAGUGGUACUGCUUCAAUGACCAGAGUGUAUCAAGGGUAAGUUUGGUUUUCAGUUUGGCUUUUUACUGUCAAAUCGUUACCUUUUUUCUCUAAAAUCGACUAUUGAAUUCAUGUUGCACCAGGCAGGGUGCAAAGAAGAUCAUUUUUACAGCUUGCCAUUUGGGCAAGCUGGAGCGAGCUAGCAUUAAUUUUACUAGCCCAUACGUCAUUUCAACUAGCCCCAAAAACUUUUUGACUAGCAGAAUUGAUUUCACAGUUCUUCUGUUAUUCAAAUUUCUCAAAAACAUCACUUGCUUGUCGGGCAAGUUAAAAACAGAAUUCACUAGCCCGAUAGUAAAAUCCACCAGCCCCGGGCUAUCGGACACUACUUUCUUUGCACACUUACCAGGGCAAAACCCGCAAUUAUUAACGGCGCUUUGCCACCGAUGGAUCAAAGGACUGGUUUCUGAAGACAAGAGAAGAAGGAGUAGGAUCAGCCCCCACAACAAGAAAACUUUCAGCUUGUCACCCUGUUGCUGUAGUUCUUAACCCUGCCUAGCAGAGCUUGAGUGGCACAUUGAGUUUAGCAAGGGUCUGCAAGACACUUCUAGUUUAAGCUAGUCUUUCAGCGAAGGAUAUUAAUAUCAGUGUACCAAUGGGAUAUCUUUUUUUUUUGGAACCCUCCAUUACAAAUUUCACGAAUGCACUCUGUCAAACUAGCAUUUUUUUGGUGCAGCAAUUAAACCCUAAGUUUCACCUGAAGGAACUCCAAAGACCUUUGACCCUCUUUAACAAUAAACAACAAUGACUACAGAAUGAUUGAGUGUCAAAGUCCCACAUAACAGAAAUAAUAUUGGAAAAUGAAAAACCCAAAAGAGCAUCUGUGUGGGAGACUAUACAUUAAAUAAGGAAUUAUGUGUUGUCUUACAUCUACCAGGUUUAUGAUGAUGACAUUGAACGUAUCUAUGGUGGACUGGAAUCUUCAAAAUAUUAUUAUUCAUCAGCUUAUUCAAGGUGCUUAAUUAAUAACAAAAAAUUUCUAUCCAGCAGUAAUUUCUUGAUUUUUUUUUUGUUCAUACAUUUAGCAAGUAAGAGGUUUAUAUUAAGUAUAAAUUUGGUGUCAAGUAGCUCCUUCUUAAGUGUUUACUCACUUUAAUUAUUCAUUAAAGUAAAAACUGUUUGCACAUAUGAAGUGUUUAUUUACAGUUCAGUGGAACAUCUCCUCCAACGUUAGAGGACAGGUAGCGAGGGUGAAUUAGAAAGAACUGUGAAUGAUAUUAACCCCCCAAAUCAAAUUUUUCUCACUAAGCCAAAUAACAGCCACGGCUAGAACUUAAGAUCCAAACCAGGUUCAGUAGCAAUACCAAAGUCAGGAACGCGAAGACAUACUAAUUCAUUUAUAGCAAGAGCUGCAAGACUCCUUUUAUGAUCUGUAUAUUUUUACUUACUUUUUUUAUAUUUAGAAUAGUCACCCAAGAGCAUUUCAUAGUAUAUGUUUUUUCACUUUAAUUAUGUAAAUCCAUGGUAUAUAUAUUUUUUUAAGAUGGAUAAUUAAAGCUUAUUAUUAUUAUUAUUAUUAUUAUUAUUAUUAUAUUAUUAGAUAUACUGGAUUUUAUAACCAAUAUUGUGUUAUGCAAUCAUGCUGUUAACAAUAAUUUAUCCAGUGUUUCUUUGUGUAACGUUAUUAAUAUUCACAUUUUCGGACCUGAGAUUAUGCAGUCUGGUUCCGCAGCCCUUUCAAGUUCUGGCCCCGGUUGUUCAAACGCUGGAUAGCGCUAUCCACCAGAUAAAUAAUUAUCCAGCAGAUAAGUAUUACAGAAAUCGAUUACGCUAUCCGCUGGAUAGAGAUUUAUCCGGUGGAUUGCGGUAUCCAACGUUUGAACAACAGGGGCCUGAUAAUAUAAUUAUGUUCAGUAAUGCAUUUGGAUAACAUCUACUAAUGUUUCUCUCUAAUAAUCAUUGCAGUUCUACCAAUGCCUACAUGCUGAUGUACAGGCAGGUUGCUCCAGAAAGAAAUGCUAAAUUCCUGGAGCAACACGACAUGCCUGCACACAUAAUAGAGUUAGUUCACAAUUUGAGGCAUUUGGAAGAAGUGGAAAGAAAGAGAAGAGAAAUGGAAAGGUCCAUGUGCAAGGUACAGCUAGAUAAGAUGUUGCAUGAUUCUCAGGGUUGUCACUAAGACCUGAUGCCCUCUGGCAUUCCACAGAAAAUUCUCUUGGGAAUCUUCCUCUUUUAAGCCUUGAUUAUCAAUGUUGAAUGCCAAAAAAGGCCACAUAAUUAUUUCCCUUUUCAGGGAGAAAGAAUCCUUGAGUUAUUUAUAAAGAGCUAUGUCUUUGACACUUACCCCUCAGUUAUUGUCUGAUACAUACACCUGAGUCUGCUCUUCCUGUGUUCAAUUGUUUGCCCGACAAUAAUUCACCUCUUUGGAAACAAGAAGAGAACUGGAGCUCAAAUGUGUCCUGCAGUGGUUUCAGGGAUCAUUACUGGGGAUGUGCCAGUCAGCUAUUGGCCAGUUUUUUUUUCCCUGUCCCUAGUGACAGUCCCAGAAUUCUUUGCAGCAUGCAAAGAAAGUUGUGUCUGAUAGCCCAGGGCUAGUGGAUUUUGCAAUCGGGCUAGUGAAUCCUGUUCUUAAACCCUUUCACUUCCCUAGUACUUGACGAAGUUUUGUAAGGUGACUCUAACUUUUUGAGUCUGUGGAUGAAAUCCUAUGAUGUGACCAUUCAAAUGAGAGCUCUUUGCAUGUGCUUUCACAUGAUGCUAUUUGUUUGUCAAAAUUUUAGAAAAUGAAAUUUGAUGAUGGUUUUAUUAUCUGAUCUGCUUGCUUUUUUUUAUUCCUUCAGAUAAAGAUUUUUUGUGAACAUCCAAUCAGGAGGACAAUGUCAGAACAAAGAUUAGAAAUUCAUAAGGAUUGCACACUGAAUGAGGCGGUAGCCAUUGCACAUAAGGUGAGAGAGAGUUACCAUUGUACAGUACCACUCUCCCUGACAGAUGCCUCUCUAAGAUAGACACCUCCCUUGAACUUAACACCUAGCAGUUUGUCAGUUGUUCUAAAUUAGUGAAUUUCCUCUUAGUGAAGAACCCCUCCCAAAAAGGACUCCUGAAGUUAGAAGGCAGGAACAUGUAUUUUCACCAUACAUGUAUUUUCAUGGUGUUUUAAUAUUUUAACAAAAUUUUAUACUAGAGGAACUUGCAGUGCUUAACCUUAAAAUUUUUGCACUUCUUAUACUUGAAGUUGAAUUUAAAGUGGUCAGCAGCAUAUUAAUAAUGUACAGAAUCAGGGCUGUGUUUGGGCUUCCAAUGACCCCUGGAGCCCUACUUUUGCACUUGGGUGACUACAAAAUCUUAGCCUUAUCAUACAAAUCAUACGCUGAGCAUCCUAGAUUUUACAGGUUCAGAGCACUGGGUUCCCUUCAAUUUACCUUAGAGCACAGCCUUGAGAGUAUGAAAAUAUAACCCUCUCAGCAGAACUGCAAAUCAAGGUCACAUUUUUCCCUUCUCAAGACAGAAUGUUAGAACAUGUGUUCUUUGUUGUAUUCUAGCCAUAGAUAAAGAAAUGCAAGUAUAUUCAGUACAAGUUGUUCUAAAGGUUUGUUGCAGUGGAUUCAAAGUGGUUUUUUAAUAAUGUCAGUGAACUGUUAUUUUUCUAUGACUAGCUUUUCCUUCUGGGCAAGAUACUUCCUGUUGAACAGUGCAGAAUUGUGAAGUAUGAUGAAUACUAUGACUACAUUGAAAGGUCAUUUGAUGGAGAAGAGGUGAGUGUCAGAGUUGAUUUCUUCUGACCUUUAAGAUAGGGGCAAGGACCCUUGUAAUGUAGCUAUUAUCAGACCAUAAGAGUUUGGUCUUACCAAUGAGGUGGCCAUCAUAAGUGGUGGAUUUGAGUGGCCAUGGUUAUAAGGCGGAGUCCCUAAUUUCCGCCCAUUAGUAUCUUUGUCCACGGUACCACUUUGUCAUGUAACUGGUACAAUUGAAGAGAUCUUUCAAACCAUCCACGAUUCCGUCACAACAGGUUGGAGAAAUAUGCAAAAAAAGAACAUGUUAAGUAAAUUGACCUGAAAAAUCCAAUGAAAAACCACUUCCUUCAUGCACUCUUAGAAUCCUUAAAAGUUUUUCCAAAAACCUGUCACACCAGAAUGUAAAAUAACAAAACCGUGCAAGAAAAGUGUAACAAGCAGUGAAGAAAGAAAGCAAAGGUAAUUGACAAGGCAGCCAUGUCUUGUUUAAACCCAAAAGUCAAACUUUAUUUUUUGUGGAUGCCCAAACUAGGCCUUUUUCAGCAAAAGUUUUAGGACAAACGGGCCAAGAAUGUUUUCAAAAAAAUGAGUGAUUGUACCAAGAAAAUCAAUGCAUAUUUUAUCCAAAUUUUACGUGGAUUUUACUAGCUAAUUUUUUCCAGGCACUAGCAGUAUUGUCAUAAAUAUUGUUUUUGCCAAUUGCAGAAUGAUCCAAUGGGAAAGGUCCUCUGUGGAGUGAAGCAGUCCUACAUGUUUGACCUCCUCCUUGAAACAAGAAAGCCCCAUGAAAAAUUUUCUGUAUACAAACAUGGUGGUUAGUAACCUUUGUCAACUGGUGACUAUGUAAAACUAGCUGAUCUGACUGAGUCCUGGCUGUUACAAUUUUGUACUUAAUAUCUAUAUCUGUGUGAAAGAGUUCUUUUUUUUUUCCAAAACAUCUUCAGAUAAAUGUCUUAAGACCAUUUUCAGUGACGUCAGCUUAAAAUUUAAAUUUACUUUGGUGGAAAUUCUAUACCAAUGCUUGAAGACCACCUCUUGUAAAGUUUUGUGAGGAUGCAUACUACUUGUAGGGACUUCCUGAUGUCAGUUUUGUAGUUUUGAACUGUUUGUUUCCUCCCUCCAGCCUGUAACCUAAACAUAACCUUGGUAGGUUACCAAACAAGAGGCGGUCUUCCUGCUAAAAUUAAUUUGAACAUUUGGUUGAGGUCACUGAGGCUGGCUGACUGAGGUCUUUAUUUGUUAAUCUUACAAUCAAAUUAAGUUACCAAAUUUUGAAAAGGAUAAUAUUUUAUUUAUGGUUUAUAAUUACAGCUGUUUCAGAUAUCACGCGACCUGCAAUGUCAAAAAUGUCUUUGGGUGUUUCUGCCACGUCAAUCAAACUCAGAAGAAUCGGCGCUUUCUCGCCUUCACAUCUUAGUGGACCUCUUAGGAAACAAAAGGUCAUGGUUUGUGAUUUGUGAUUGGUGGAUUUGGAUCCGUUUUGUGUGUUUCUAGGUUCAUUGCUUUUGAACUUCAGAGUUUGGUCGUGUGUUUUUGAAAAGCAGAGUAAUUUAAAUUACCUUAGCUCUGAAUUUUUUUAAUCUUCUUUAUACUGAAACAUGGCAAGUUUAGACUUUUCCUAUAGAGCUUCCAAAUCCAGAAGAAACACAGAAAUGGGAGGGUGAAAGCAAAUCGGUAUGUUCCUGCCAACGUUCUGCUCAUUAUUGCUGCCUAUAUUAUUUGACAAACACCGUGGAUGCUACGGUAACAGUUUGAUUGACUUCACAGAAAAACCGAAAAUCCUGAAACGUUCUUGACAAUUCAGGUCAGCUGUAAGAAAACCAUAAUGGAAUAUUACGUAGUACUUGUAACCGCGUAUCCUACAACUGGCUGCUAUAACUGCAACAAAAGAUGUUUUCAGUCAGUUAUAUAGGCGACAUGGAAGUAAAUAAUUAAUUUUGAGUACUCCUAAUCAGAGUGGAACCUAUGACAUUCUGGUUACUCUGACUGCAAAGGAUGAACAUCGUAUGUCAACGUCAGUAAAUUGUCUCUUAUCUCUAUAGGAGUAACUGUCAAAGUUCAUGUUGUUGAUCUUGAAAAAGAAAAAGUUGCUCCACCCACUAAUGUACGACCACUGCUAAGCUGGACUGUGAAAGACCUCUACAGUCUCAUUCAUGAGGUAAUAAGGAACAGGCCUUUUUCAUGAUGAUGACACUUGACUACAACUACCAGAAUUCAUUUUGUUUUUGCUUUCUUACUGAAAUUUGUCAAUCCUGCUGAGGUUUAAACAACAAUAGCUCUAAUUUGCACAAGAAAACAACAAACUGAAGGAUUCUGUUUAUUGUAACUAAAAAUGAUGUCAUCGUUGCAUCAUUGUCACACAUUGUUGUAUUUUUUAGGGAUGUACUAGAGCCAUUGUUAGCGUUGAUCUUCAGCAAAAAGGUCAGAGUGGAAGAUAAAACUUAAAAUAAUGAAAAAUGCAUUUCUUUUUCCUUAGAAAUUUAGCCUUCCCUUAGAAACUAUGAGAGUAGUGUUUGAAGGAACAUACAGUGAACUUAAGUUGCUGAACAACCCCAGUAAAGUAUUAAAAGACCUUGGAUUCUUCAAAUCUAACAAGGUAAACUGUUGAACAAUAAUAUUAUUAUUAUUGUAUUAUUCAAUUGACAGAUGAAUAUAUUUUUUGUAUUACCGGUAAUCACUUCUGAUCAAAAGGUGAUUAUUUAUCUGGGCUGAGUUCCUGGAAUGCCGGUUUACACUAAUCCAGGGUUUUGUGUAACUGGGGCUCAUGAGGUAUUAUUCCACUUUUUUCUUCAAAAGCCUAGUUGUGUUAACCCAAAAUAACAGUUGUAAGCAAUCGUGCAGGAUUAAAUUUUAACCCUAGAUUAAAGCUUAUCACCUUUCAAGAAGCUGGAUUGUGGGCUAAUGUAUCACUUUAGGGACAACAAGGAUGGAAAUCAAUGCAUGGAUGUAUGGAAGAUAAUCUUAGAAAAUAAUUAUUGUAAUUUUUUAUUGCAUGAAGAUUUUUUAAACGUUAAAAUUUAGGGGUUUUGUUUGUUUGAGGUCAAGGAUGGUGGAGUGACAAAAGCACUGAAACCUGAGAAAACAGCCACCAUUUUGCGACACCACCACUGUGGUAUGAUGUUUGAGUUGGCGGAGAAUUUUAGUUUUCUGAAUUUGAGCUACCUGAGUAAAAAUGACUGAAAAGUGGGGUAAAAUCCAGGAGAAAUGGGACCUCGUUUGAGUCAUCCGAGAUAAUAUGUUUUUAAUGAUUUUAUUUGUACUCGUAGGUGUUUGUUGAGACAUCAUCACUGGAGGAAGGUCUCUCCUUUGAAAAGUCUCAGCUGUACAAAGUGUUGGAUGUUUAUCAGCACACCAUUCAGCUCUGUGUUUUUUUGCCUGAUCCUUCCAAGAAACCGUCAGGUUGGUUUACCACGAGUUUUUCUGACGGAACAAAAUUUUCCACCUUUUUUUUUGUAGUCUUAAAAGGAGCCUUAGGGGUCAGUAAACCAACUUUUCUCAAUGAACAAUAAUUAAUUUUUUAAUGAAUAGGCUAGUGGAAAACAAAAGAAGUAAAGAUUUUGCUCUAGUGAGUUGGUGGCUAUCAUGUUAUGAUGUAACCGUGAUAUGGUUAUUACCAGGGUUGUCAAAAGUAGCCAACUGCCUGCAAUAAUCGCGCCUACUUGGUUAGUAUCAGCCGGCUACUCUGCUUGGCAUUUCUCUACGGAUGGCGUUUUUUAAAUAAAAUAUCCCUGGACUGGCUGCUUACUUUGACAACUUAGCCAUCUACUUCAAAACUUUCUGACAACUCUGAUAACAUUUAUUUAUUUACAUUUAGAGAGUACAAGUAGAUAUAUAUGUGAGGCUGCUGCUGACGGUGACAAAAAUGAAAAGGGAAAAGGUAAUAUUCAUAAAACAGGUGUAUACCAGCUUUCUGGUUUUAUUAUUGAAAGUUUAGCCAAAUCUUUGCCUAGUGCCUCUCAUUUCCUAGAAAUGUGAGCUUGUUAACAGUUUUUUUUACAUGUAGUUAUUUGCAGGUUUGUUUGAAAAUAUGAAAAUAAGCUAACACUUUGAGGGUCAGCCUUUUGUCAGAUCAGUAAACUAAUUUGCUCAGACCAAGGGCUAAUGCUAAAAACAUCAGCUUUUCAAUCCUCUUACGUUUGUGGUAAACGGACCAUAUAUAUAUAUAUGUAUACCAGCUCACUGACACAGGCAAUUUUUUUUUUCAAAAUCAACCCAUUGAACCAAGCUCAAAUUGAAAGAAGUCACCUUUUGGUGCUGUAAAAUUAUAAAAUGGUCGCCAGAUGAGAUAAAAUAUAACAGUAAAUGACACUUUGUGCAAUGAUUAUUACAGUACUGAAAGGUUUAAAGAAUCAAUAUGGGCUGCCAAACUAUGCAGCUAAACCUUGUCGCUAAUGACAAUAAUUGUCAUGUUCCUCAACUUGACCUUUUUUAGUGGACUAAUAGUAAUCAAAUUAUUAUGCAAAUUAUUUUCUUAUAAUGUGUAGUUCUAUUGCUAUUAUUUAGAAAUGUAAGGAGACUACUGUAUGUGGAAUAAUUUGCAUGUCAAAAAAUUAUAUUAUAUGAGCUAAAAGGUUAGAUAACCUUAUGGAUACAUUCUUUGUUUAAUGGGACUUCUAUCUUUCUUUUCUUACCAUUAGAAAAACUUUUUUCUAUUGACAAGAGAAUCACACUUGAAAAACUGAAAGAAAUUCUACAAAAUGAUGUACAGUGCUCUCCUGAAUUUUUUAGGGUAAGUUGUUUGGUAAUUAAAAUUCCUUCUUGUGAAGCAAGUAGAGUAAAACCUUGCUCACUCAAACUCCAGUAAUAAUAUUUAGCAAUAAUUAAUGAAUGGGGCUGAGUAGGAUAUGAAGAAUUAAGAAGAUCGAGGAGGGUGUUUGUUAUUGGCUGAGGUGGAUAACACCCUCCAAGUUCAUUAAUUGCUUUAUUAAUUGCAUUAAUUGCAUUAAUUCCCUCCAAAUUCAUUAAUUGCUUUAUUAUUCAUUCAACUGAAAUAAUUCCUAGUUUAAAAACAUAGCUAAAACAUGCUUACCUGCAUCGAUGUUAAGUUCAUCUUCGAUAUUUGUCCAGCUCCACAAAUAUUCUCCAAAUAACAGAUGUCACCCUCCGAGUUGUCUUCUUGCUGUUUUAGCCAUGUUUUUAGCUAUUAUUUCGCCUAGUUCCAGCUGUAGUUCUUACUCUUCAAACGAGUGAAAUGUCUGCAACUGUUGAAAUGUUCACAACCAAAACAACUCAACCUUGUCCCCAGGUCUUCUCGUUAAUGGUGCCUUAACCUGUAGCGGGCUGCAUUUUUUACGUCAUCUUGUUGUGAAACACAAAAUUCUUCCAAAUUUGGUCAUCAGUAACUGGUUAUUGUGAAUUAUGCGUGUGCUUUUAGCCAAUCAGAAUUGGGAUAUAUUUUGAAUGAAUAAUAAUAUUACACUAUUCUCAGGUUUAUAGAGUUUACUCAAAUAACCAAGAAAUUGAAUACAGCCAUUUGUCAGAUUCUUUGACAAACUUUGCUGAUGACUCUAAGGUAUGUUCCCUGUUUCUUUAAUAUUGUGUGUACUGUACAUAUUUAUUUUUGAUGGGAUUUCAUUCAUUGAAUUCAAGAACUUGCCAAUGACAAUCUGUAAGAGCAUAAUUAUCAUACUAGUACUACUGUUGUUGUCAUUGUCGUUAUUAUUAUUAUUAUUAUUAUUAUUAUUAUUAUCAUUACUAUUAUUACUAUGGACAUUAUUUUCCAUUGUAGCUGCGAGUCAAAUAUGGCCGUGCUCUCAAGAAAGGGGAGCAUCAACUGAAAAUAUUUUUGCUGACUCCAGCUGAAAAGGAGGUAAGUUUAUUUUCAAACCUUAUUAAAUAAAAUAGGGUUGAAAUAAACUUUCUUAAAAGGCAGACAGUAUGCUCAGGAAAGAGUAACAUAAUUAUUAUUCCAUUGAUUUCUGGGCAUACUGUUUGCUUUGUAAGAAGCCUUGUUUCAACUCUAAUCAAAACUAAAUCUUUGUGGUGGAGUGGAGGAGAUCAUGGCCUGGCCUGGGGUAAUUUACUGACCCCCUUUAAAAUAUUUGAAAAAUUCAUGGUGUGAUGGCUACCAUUAUAAUCACUCAAGACCACGUUUUUUCUAUAGAGAAAAUUUUGAUGUAAUUAGUGGAAAACUUAGGAAACUGAGUUUUUGUAACUAUAAAGCAAAGUGAGUUCUUAUGUUAAACAAAACAAAUUAAAUUAACCGUGAACAUAAUUCCAACUUUGUGCAAAAUUAUUUAUUUAAAGAAUUAUGUUCAUGAUUAUGAAUGCAUGCCACUAUUGGAUCUGCUAUCUUGUGUUGAUUUUGUAUAGGGUUAAAUUGGUCACUGAUCUAUAGAGAAUGAAAUGUCUACCAGGAAAAUCAGGUGAUUGUCAUAAUAUUAUUAUUAAUAAUACUUAUUAUAUAAAGGACAUACAUGUUUCGUCUUUCAGCCUUUCAAAUACUUUUGUGACUGGAUAGCAAGUGACGGGAUGUCAGUAAAAACCUGCAAAGAACUUUUGCUACCAGAGAUCUGUAAAAGAUGUGGCAUUGAUGUACCAGUUGAAAAGUAUGUUUUAUUAGUUAUUAGUUUGUUUUAAAUGUGGAUUAGUGGGAAAAUAUACCUGUUCAAGAUAUUGACCAUCAAACCAACUGCACAUGAUACCAUCAAAUUUAUCUCAAUUUCUCGGCAUGGCUUGACGUAUGUCACUACUUGUCCUCUUUUUUCUUCUUAUGCAGUAUUAAAUAAUAUCUCGACUCAUUUUCCUGUUACAGUACCGUGAAACCUUGAUAUAGCAAACCUCUAUCUAUUUAACAAAGUCCUUGGUGUGACAAAUGUAUUCUUUGCCCCAGAAAUAGCAGAGUAGGGUAUGUGAAAAGGAACCUCAAUAUAACGAAACCUCUAUAGCAAACAUAUUUUGCCAGUCCCUUAGGCCUUUUUGAUAUUGAGGUUCCACUGUAACUUCAAUAGAUUGCUAGAGAAUUUAACAAACGUUUUAUUGUUAAUUUCCUAAUUUCCAUGGUGUUUGGUCCACUGUUAAGAAUUUCAUUCAUAAGAAAGUCUCAUUUAAUGUAAGUCUUUAUGAUUUAUGAAUUUUAGUCUCAGAAUGAGAAGAAAAAACUGGAAAAAUCCUGGAAGAGUCUAUGUUGACAGCCAAGUAUUUGAAGAAAAUAUCCAAGUAUAUGCAAGCUUUGAAGUGUUUCUGGAAAUACUAGAAGGUCUGUCAAUCUCUUUAUCAAGUUAUCAGAUCACUGUAAUCACUUGUAGUGUACUUCAUUUUGUCAAUUCAUGCUGGUAUUAGCACAAGGAUGUUUGCGUUUACAAUAUAAGCUUGAUAACUAUAAGGCAGCAGAUUCAGAAUCAUAUAAUUCCCCUAGGGUAGAGUAAUGUUGGCACCAAGGAAUAAAUCUAAUUUAUCAAUGGGAAAGAGCGGUUUCUUGAUGAGUGUAUUUCUUUGUUACUUAAUGUGCUUGUGGUGAUGCCUUUUUUUAACAUGUCCAUUCCUUACUGGGAAUAAUGGCAUAAGCAUAUUAAAACAACUAAGGAGAACAAAAGGUGUUCAUAUUCUUAUGCAGCUUCUGCAUAGGAAUCCUGCCUCCAAUUUCAGCAAGUCUCCAGAUACGUUGGCUGCAGUUUAGUGGCCACUGUUGAAGAAGCAAGAAUGAGACUGUUUCCCAGCUACUUCUUUGGGAACCAAAACAUGGCAGACACUCAAAGGGGGCACCCAACAACAACCAACAAUGUUUAUUGACCAACCUAGAAAGUGACACCAGUCUUUCGAGGCAGGAUCUUGCAUCUGUCAUGGCCAACAGACGGGAGUGGGACAGAUUUGUAAAAUCAGCGCGGGUGCACCCGAAAUAGAUAGACAUAUAGAUGCAGCUUCCCUUUUGCUUACAAUUUAUGUUUCAGCUUUCCUCGCUAGCAUGCAGUAGUGAAACCUGGGCUAUGAUGUGCAUAUUUACUGCCAGUUACUACAUUCUAACCAUCAGGUCCUGAAAGAAUGACCUCAGCAGAUCAACUGUCAUUGUAUGUUAGACAUUGGCAUCCUUCUACGUUAACAAUUGACCCUCCAAAAGAAGUUGUUCUGAAGGAGAGCUUGGUUGAACAUUUAAAGGAAGCGGUAACAAUACUCUUUAUUGGAUUAAUGAUUUAUUAAUAUAAACACUUUCUUUUAUUUUGUGACUAAUAAAAUCUUUACUUUUGUCAGAUGAGUACACUUAGUGGCAUUCCAGAGGAAAAUUUAGAGCUUUGCAAGGUAUGAACUAGGCAAAAACUUUUUCUUUGUUCCAUGAUCGUGUUGUGCUGAUUACCACAUCUUGUACAUUCAUUUACAGAGCUUAAAAUUCACCAUCUAGCUAUAUUAUGUAUGAUGUGUUGAGUCAAAAUUUGUGUUAAUUUUCAUUAAAUGAUACAAACUUGGGUCCAGGUCCCCAUAUAUGUAGUCAACGGAAAAAUUACUGUUGAUAUUAAAAAUAUUAUCACUGUUUGACUGCAGAAAGGAAGUCAGUGUUGCAAUAAACCUGGAGGUUUGAAUUCAGAUUUCCUCUGCAUCCAGUUAUAAUUCAUAGUCAUUCAGUUAUAGUACAUAGUCACUAGCUUCUGGUUUCCAGGGCCGUGGACAGUUCCCUUGUGAUGCACCAGUCCUUGAAAUUCAUGGAAAUGAUUUUGGUUGGACAGCUGACUUGACAUCUCUUGGGUCUAGUCCUUUAUUUAUCAAUGACGAUGGAGCAGUGGUAUUUUACAGGUGUGUAAAGAUUACCAACGUAACAGACUCGACCUGAAAUUGCUUUUGGGGGCACUUAUUGCAUUGUAGCAUUCAGUAACGUUGCCCAAAAGACAAACAAUUCAGAGUAGCUUUCCACUUGCUCCAGAAUUCUGAUGGCAUGCAGAGAGUACAAAAAUUAAUGUUUCCGUGCAUUCCUUUAAGAAUGUGGUUAAUCAACCUCACUGUGAAUAACCUGAACACUUUACUAAAGAUCUAAGGGAGGGGGCUCUGGAAAUGAAAAUCGUGAUCCUCCAAUUUUGAGGUUGCACAUUCAUUAGACCAUUUUCAUCCCCCCACAUUUUAAAAAUUUACCCAACUUCACGCUGUCAUUAUCAUUGUCAUCAUCAUUAUAGGUCCCGGGUGUUCCCAUUGGUGGAUUAGAGCACCAACAGAAACUGUAGCAGCCUUAGAGUGAUUUUCGUAUGACCUUGAAACGAAAACGAGCGAACAAAACAGAAACAACAAACGAACAGAAAUAGAGCGAUUUGAUUGGUUUAUCGAACAGAUACAAACGCGCGUGGCUUUUAGUUGGUUAAGCGAACGCUCAGGUGAAAAAACUUCAUGCCCGAGAACUUUCUAGAAAUCAAUCAAUACUUUACUUUCACGUCAUACUGCAACACGAUUGGCCAAUCGAGCAAAGGCAUCUCCAUAUUAGGGUUUUCUUUGGCGGGAAAACAAAGAGUCGAUGUUUUGAUCUUUUCAUCCAUUGGCUGAUAAAACAAAAAACGAACACUUACCAAAACCAUUUUUCAAGGUCAUACGAAAAUCGUUCUAUUAUUUGCCACAAUGAUAGAAAAGAGCGAAACGAUGAUGGAAAGUUACAAAUAAAACACCAGCCCAGUAUUUUGUGGUAGUCUGUUGUUUGGUGGCAACUUUCGCAUUUUUUUUCAGUUUCCUAUAAGCUCUGCUGUAAUUUUUUGUCCUUUUCCUGUGCAUAUGAGACAGGUGGAAAAACAAGACAUGGUUAUCGACUACUAUAAUCUACUAUGUGUUACUGGAAUCUAGAAUUUACCUCUCAUUUUUGCAGAGAUAAAACAGAAGAUCUAAUGGAAAUAUCAGAAGAAAAGAAACAGGAAAUCAUGAAAAAAGAAAAUGCCAAGUGAGUCUUCCUGUUUUAAAACAGUGUAGUUUGGUCAGUCUAAAGCUUGUGAUUUUUGCUAACUUUUUGAAGUUUCUUUCUGUGAUUCAUCCUUGGGUUGGGCCCCUAAAAGUUAAAUGGCAUCAUCUACCCAGCAAGACAGCAAUAUUUUAUGCUUAGUUUUUGUGAUCCAUCUCCAGGAGUUACUUUGUUGAUAAAGCAGUGCCCAGUCAUCAGCAAAAGUUAUUAAUAACAAUUUUCCCAAACAUAUUCUUCAAGGAAACUUUAAACAACAAUGCAAAUACAAUCAAUGCUGUCUAACAGAUGCUCCCAUAAGCAGAGUGCUGUCGGUCAACCGUAAAAAAAACACCUGUUUGAACUUCCAUACAAUAGACACUACAUUUUUGUAUUUCUGUGAGCAGACACAAAUUUAAUAUUAAGAGGAAAACUAUUUUUGGUUUUUAUUCUCCUGUGAAUGAAUAUUAUUGUAUAAUAAGACGAUGAAAGAAACAGGUAAACAACAAUAACGAUGGUCACACUGUAUUGUUCUUUUGUUAGUACAAUAUUUUAGUGUGAAUUUUCACAAGCUCCCAUAAGCUACCGCCCUUCUGUUAAUAAAUCCUAGAGAUGAGUAGGGCCAUUCCUGUUGGUCUCCACAGGAGCUGUGCUGUAGUAGCACCUGGUGGCCCCUGAUGACAGUAGGGUCAUUCCUGUUAGUCUCCACAGGGGCUGUGCUCUAGUGGCACCUGGUGGCCCCUUGAUGACAGUAGGGUCAUUCCUGUUAGUCUCCACAGGGCUGAGCUCUAGCAGCACCUGGUGACCCCUGGUGCCUUACUUUUGGUGCUUAAACAGUUUACACAUCUUAGUUUUUCGCUAAGCGCCCUGAAUUUCUCAGUUUCAGUUUCAGAGCACUGGCCUCCCUUCAGUUUUUCUUAGAGCACAGCCUUGGGCCAGCUCCAGCUAGAAACACAUAUUCUGUUUCUCAAGGGUGUCUGUUUUUAGUGGCUUGUGUUGCAAAUGUGUUCAAACCCCAACUAGUAACAUCUGCAAAGAGGUGCCAAGAUCCUUGUUCUGGGGCCCCAUCAGACUCAAUGAAUUACCAUACCUGAGAUUUGAAUUUCCCUUCAAUCUGAUUGGCAAAUCGACAAUGGCUUUUUUAACAGGCCAAUGAUGGCACAUUGUCAAGUCCUGGUACAAAGAUUGGGCCCAAAACAAGGAUUUCAGGGCUGGCUCAGAGACGGACUUAACCAGAGGAUUGGUUGCGCCUGUGACGCAGGCUAAUAUUUGGGAGUUUCAACUGAGUGUAUAAUAAUAUCAAUUUAAAAAUAAAAUAACUGGGGAAAAGGUCUGAUACUUAUCAGCUCUCUUGAAACAAAAAGAGCUAAUUCUGAUGUUCACUAAACUUUGAAAACCAGAAUCAGAAGGAAAUUAAUAUUAUUCUUACUGUUUAUUUCAGGAGCAACAGCUCUAGUUCAAGAGUUGGCAGACUUUUACACAAAGAAAGAGCUCUUAAAAUUUAUACUCAUGACGAUAAACCCAGCAACUGAAAGCAGGAGGAAACACUGAUCAUUGCAAAGUAAAACAAAAUCAAUUCUGUAGGACCUAGUCUGGCUACCCUGGAAUGAGUAGACGGUGUUAAGCAGGGUUGUCAGAAAGUUUUGAAGUAAACAGCUUAGUUGUCAAAGUAAGCAGCCAGUCCGGGUAUAUUUUAUUUAAAAAACGCCAUCCGUAAAGAAAUGCCAAGCAGAGUAGCCGGCCAAUACUAACCAAGUAGGCAGCAAUUUUUGCCGUCAGCCGGCUACUUUCGACAACCCUGGUGUUAAGAUGAAUUAUUGUAACAUAUUUUUUGCAGGAUUGUGCGUUAGAAUGAUUACAGUAGGACUUUUUCAUGUUGACUAUCAGUAGGGUUUUGAAAAUGAAAUUGUAUUAAAGCCCUUGUGAUAAACUUCACAAGGGUUUGAUUUAUUUUCACAUAAAUGAUAUUUUUUGUCCGUUUUAAGCAUAGCAAUUCAUUUUUUUCAAUUUUUUUUUUUUGCUCAGUGCAUGCACCCCAAAACCUCAUUCCAAGGGUUCUCGGGUAGGAGAGGACCCUGGUAACAAGAUUGCAUGCACCCCAGCGGGGUACUAUUGUAAGUGGAAUAGAUUUCUAAAUAUAGCUUACUGUUCAUUUUCCUCUAGAACUGAAUGUACUUGAUUGUUAAUACUGUGGUCAGUUACUACUUUGUAUAUUGAACAACUAAUGGAUGAAAUUCCAGAAUAUACCACAGUUUGAUUUUUAUGCUCUUCACUUUUAUGCAACUCAAAGCAAAACAUACUUUCAGGUGAAAAAUUGCAAGCUGAAAACUAUUCUUUGUACCUCCACCCUCACUCACCCUCCUGCCAUUUUGCCCUGAGAUGCAUCCAGGAACAACAUGAUUUGUUCUUUAUUGUUGAAAGUUAUACCUACUCCCGGUGCUGGGAGGAGAAGCUUAGUCUCAAUACUUUUUACAUUCCAGAUUUGUAUGGUGGUUUAUAUUUAAACUGCCAAUCACCUAUUUGUUUAGAUCUUCAGUAUUGUGCUACAGCUGGUCACUGCUGACCCACCUUUUUUUUCCUGUUUGGACAGUCAGUAAUAUAAGACUGAAAUGUUUUGACAGUUUAUACCAUCAGUUGCAUCUAAGCGUGUACAUGUGAGGAUUAAACAUUUUUAAAAUAAUGUUCUACUUGGGUGCAAACAUGAUAUGUUUUGCCACCAAACAUUCAAAGUUUGGAGUAGGUGGCUGUUGUCGACUUGAUUUGUUUUCACUCAACAAAAUAUUCUUUGCAAGAAUUUUUAAACAUUAAGGAUAAUUUCUGAAGGCAACUGUGCUGUUUCUGAGCGAGAAAUAUGCCUGAAAGUUGAGAAAAAUGAAGUAUGAGCAGAACAUGCUGAUCAAAAAGUUAAACAUAAUUAUAAGCGACUUACCUUUAUUGCGACAGUUUGCUUUAACUAAACGGGUGUCAAACUUCAAUGUUUGGUGGCAAAACACGUCAUGUCUUGAACCCCAUUUAUAUAACGUUUUUUUGUCUAGUGUCCACGCUUAGAUGCAACCAACGUUAGUUAGCAUUAAGUACAUAAUUAUGUUGUUUCAAGUCGUAAGUUCUUGUAGAAAGAUUUGUGCAACCUAUUUUCUUGAAAGCUCUCGGUCCUUUUGAGAACCAUAAUUUCAUUCUGACAGAAACUCUUGAUUGGCACACCAAAAAAAAAAAUAAUGUCCAUGAUAACAUUGUAUACUUAAUGGUUCAUGAACCAUAUGGUGCUUUUUGUAAUUUUUUGUGGUAAAUUGCAAUCUUCCUAUUGAUAUUAACAAUCAAGAUCCUAAUUCGUCUUGUACCUAUCAUGGAAAAUAAUUCAAAGUUCAAAUCAUUACUAACAAAAGAUGUCCAAUUUGUAAGCAGCUGUCUGUGUACAUUGAAUUUGUUUGGUGAAACAAAGUACUUUUUGUAUAGUAAUGUGACUAUUAAUAAAGACACAAUGUACUCAGUUAGUUAAAAAUAAUAUAAUGACAUACAUGUAAUACUAGGGAGUGAAAUGGUGUAUUAUCCAAAUAGGUAACUUCAUAGGCAAAAUAAAAUCA